Messenger RNA from Triticum dicoccoides, 1012 nucleotides. RefSeq lists its product as uncharacterized. The record is from RefSeq and is a predicted model, not a curated record. The transcript has 3 exons. Lineage: Eukaryota; Viridiplantae; Streptophyta; Magnoliopsida; Poales; Poaceae. The coding region runs from base 71 to 481 and encodes 136 amino acids.
CAUUUCAGGUCCUCCGUUCUCCCCUCGCAUCGCCCCUCCCUUCCCCCUCCUCCCUCUGGAGGCACCGAGCAUGAAGACGCCGAGCGGCGAUUCCGUGAGAGCAAAGCGGCACUUGGAUGCUUCGGAGCUGUCCCCAAAAAAACAUAAGCCGGGGGGUUCAUCUUCUUCCUCGGGCUCUCAUAUGGAUGCAGAAGCUCCGAUUCCUACCGUUCCUGCAGAUCAAAUUAAUCCUCCAGCAGCUGAUGUUCCUCAGCCUACUUCUGUUGCUCGUGUCCCCCUUUCAGGUGGCAAUAGGGCCCAUGAGUUAUUUAUAAAAGUGUCGCCCUCUGUUGUCACAGUAACACUUAAGUGUCCCUCUGGCUUACAGGAAGACAAGCGUGGAACUGGCUUUAUCAUCUCAGCCACGGAAAACUAUGCUUUAGUUUACACUUCGUUUUCUUCUGCACAACAUGGAGUGAAUGUGUACCAUUAUUCUGUCUAGCUUGAAGGAAGUAGUCAGGGAGUUACAGCUUAUAUUCUGAGUCGUGAUCCCAAUGAGAAGUUCAUUAUCUUGAUUGUCCAAACCCGUAAAAUGCAUGCAACUGUCACAUUAUCGGAUAUUCCUCUACAGUACGAGCCUGUUAUAACUGUUGGUGCUAUGGCUAUUAUACGAACUACAUACGUAUGUUCGGAUACCCCAAUAGAUGAAUCAUCUCUUGGUAGUUUGGAAAUGCAUCAAGGUGGAGUGCUAACUCCAAACUGUUCUGCCCUGACUCUUGAUUAUAAACCUUUGAAAGGGUCUGAUAAAUAUUUUGAAGUGAAGUGUCUUGCCCAGGAUUCUAUUAUUGAAAUGGAGUAUAUUGAUCUCAAGAAGCAUACUGCAUACAGAAUAGAGUCUGCCCCUGUGUUUGAUAUGACUGGUAAAGUGGUGGGUUUAAUAUACUCAGCUGGUACUGAUGUUGAUGUGAAGAAUGGGUUUCUGUCCAAAUACAUUAUCUCAUCCUUAAGAUCCAUCUGUAAGAAUACUGACUGG